CAUUGCCCACCACCCACCUACCCCCAGCAGGAAGAGUACAAGAUUUCCUGGGUUGGGCAGGAGUGUUCAGCAACUGUGCGGGUGGGGGCUAGGGGUGGAGGAGGCUUCUUUUGUCCCCGAGGAUCACUGGCAGGAGCCUCCAAACUUUCUGCACAGUGAGACCUCUCUGAGACCAGAGAGAGCAGUGCCAAAGUUGAUCUGAGUGUGGGUCAAGGAUGGGUAGGGCGCACCACUCCUGGGGCUGCUGCUGGCCUCCAGUGGGGGUACUAGUGGCCUUUGCUGCCGGGCUCUGGGCUGGUGGCAUGGCCAGCGAGUAUGACUAUGUGAGCUUCCAGUCGGACAUCGGCUCCUACCAGAGCGGGCGAUUCUAUACCAAGCCCCCUCAAUGUGUGGACAUCCCAGUGGACCUGCGGCUGUGCCACAAUGUUGGUUACAAGAAGAUGGUAUUGCCCAACCUGCUGGAGCAUGAAACGAUGGCCGAAGUGAAGCAGCAGGCAAGCAGCUGGGUGCCCCUGCUCAACAAAAAUUGUCACAUCGGCACCCAGGUCUUCCUCUGCUCUCUCUUUGCCCCGGUCUGCCUGGACCGGCCCAUUUAUCCAUGCCGCUGGCUCUGCGAGGCUGUGCGGGACUCCUGUGAGCCCGUCAUGCAGUUCUUUGGCUUCUACUGGCCAGAGAUGCUUAAGUGUGACAAGUUCCCAGAGGGAGACGUCUGCAUUGCUAUGACCCCUCCAAACACCACGGAGGCCUCCAAGCCUCAAGGUACAGCUGUGUGUCCACCUUGUGAUAAUGAGAUGAAAUCUGAAGCCAUCAUAGAGCAUCUCUGUGCCAGCGAGUUUGCACUGAGGAUGAAAAUAAAAGAAGUGAAAAAAGAAAAUGGAGACAAAAAGAUUAUCCCCAAGAAGAAGAAGCCACUGAAAUUAGGACCCAUCAAGAAGAAGGAACUGAAGAAACUCGUCCUAUACUUAAAGAAUGGGGCUGACUGCCCUUGUCACCAGCUGGAUAAUCUCAAUAAUCAUUUCCUCAUCAUGGGGCGGAAAGUGAAGGCCCAGUACUUGCUGACGGCCAUCCACAAGUGGGACAAGAAAAACAAAGAAUUCAAAAACUUCUUGAAGAAAAUGAAAAAUCAUGAAUGCCCCACAUUUCAAUCAGUUUUCAAAUGAUUCCCUCCCAAAGGGUGGG
Gracilinanus agilis (Agile Gracile Mouse Opossum) is the source of this 1179-nucleotide messenger RNA. RefSeq names its product secreted frizzled related protein 1 (gene SFRP1). Gene Ontology annotation, molecular function: Wnt-protein binding. The record is from RefSeq and is a predicted model, not a curated record. Lineage: Eukaryota; Metazoa; Chordata; Mammalia; Didelphimorphia; Didelphidae. The transcript has 3 exons. Bases 216 to 1160 code for a protein of 314 amino acids. Gene Ontology annotation, biological process: non-canonical Wnt signaling pathway; canonical Wnt signaling pathway; negative regulation of canonical Wnt signaling pathway.